Rhododendron vialii is the source of this 2214-nucleotide messenger RNA. Its product is annotated as acid beta-fructofuranosidase-like. The record is from RefSeq and is a predicted model, not a curated record. Bases 91 to 2106 code for a protein of 671 amino acids. The transcript has 7 exons. Gene Ontology annotation, molecular function: beta-fructofuranosidase activity. Lineage: Eukaryota; Viridiplantae; Streptophyta; Magnoliopsida; Ericales; Ericaceae. Gene Ontology annotation, biological process: carbohydrate metabolic process.
UCUCUCUCUCUCUCUCUCUCUCUCUCAGAUAUAUGUGUAUAUAUAUACUUGGGCUUCUUGAGUCUCGAUCGUUCCCAAACCACAACCACAAUGGUGGACUCCAACUCAUUCCAUCCAUCCUCCAAAUCGGAAAAUAACGAACCCGCCGUUUUCCCGCAUCCUUACACCUCCCUACCAGAUGGGGAAGAAACCCGCAAGGUCCAGGAAAACCACCGCCGGCCAGUGAAGGGAAUGUUGCUAAUGUUAUCUGGAUUUUGGACGCUAGUAGCUUUGAUGGCCUAUUUUGGAAUGGGUUCAAACUGGAAUUCGACCACAUCGGAGGAAAUAAAGUCGCCUCCGCCGCCUUUGCUGCCACGAGGGGUGGCAGAAGGGGUUUCCGCGAAGUCCUGGGGCCUACAUUUGGGAUAUCCAUCAUACCCAUGGACGCAGCGUAUGUUGGAUUGGCAGAGAACAGGGUUUCAUUUUCAGCCAAACAAGAAUUGGAUGAAUGAUCCCAAUGGUCCACUAUACUACAAGGGAUGGUACCACUUGUUCUACCAGUACAAUCCACAAGCUGCAGUGUGGGGUAACAUUGUGUGGGGUCAUUCUGUGUCAAGAGAUCUCAUCCAUUGGCGACACCUUCCCAUAGCCAUGUCCGCCGAUCAGUGGUACGACAUCAACGGUGUCUGGACUGGGUCUGCCACCACCUUACCAGAUGGCCAAGUCAUCAUGCUCUACACAGGAUCAACCAAUGAGUUUGCGCAGGUCCAGAAUUUAGCAUACCCUGCUGACCUAUCUGAUCCGUUCCUCGUUAACUGGGUCAAAUACCCUGGAAACCCGGUUCUAAAACCACCACCCAGUAUCCAUCCACAAGACUUUCGCGAUCCGACAACUGCUUGGGCAACGUCCGAAGGCAAGUGGCGAAUCACCAUCGGAUCUAAGAUUAAUGGCACUGGGAUAUCUUUGGUCUAUGAAACCCUAGACUUCAAGAGCUAUGUGUUGCUGGACGACUUGCUCCAUUCUACAUUGGGUACGGGUAUGUGGGAGUGUGUGGACUUUUACCCGGUUUCACAAAUAGAAGAAAACGGGUUGGACACAUCAGUUAAGGGUGAUGGAGUGAAGCAUGUAGUGAAAGCCAGCUUUGAUGAUGACAGGAACGAUUACUAUGCUAUUGGAACAUAUAAUGAAAGUUCUAACCAAUGGGUUUCGGAUGACCCAAAUAUAGAUGUGGGUGUUGCAAUAUUAAGGUACGAUUUCGGGAAAUUUUAUGCCUCCAAAUCAUUUUACGAUCCCAUAAAGAAGAGAAGAGUGUUAUGGGGUUGGAUUCCGGAGAGUGAUGACGAACGCGUUGACAUCAAAAAGGGUUGGGCAUCCCUUCAGGCUAUUCCGAGGACAAUAUUGUUUGAUAAGAAGACUGGUAGCAAUUUAAUUCAAUGGCCAGUUGAGGAGAUUGAGAGCUUAAGGUCACAAAGCCAUGAAUUUGACAAAGUGGUAGUGGAAGCAGGGUCAGUCGUUCCUCUGGAUGUGGGCAGUACCACUCAGUUAGAUAUCGUUGCUGAGUUUGUGAUAGAUAAGGAAGUUUUGGAGAGAACAAACGAAGCCGAUGUGGUCUUCAGCUGCGCUGAAAGUGGUGGAAGCAUUACGAGGGGUGCACUAGGACCAUUUGGGUUACUGGUUCUUUCCGAUAAUAGCAUUGUUGAGCAGACUUCUAUGUAUUUUUACGUUGCCAAAAGAACUAAUGGAAAUAUCCACAUUUUCUUUUGCACCGAUCAAUCGAGAUCUUCUGAAGCAACAGACGUCUUGAAGUCCAUUUCUGGAAGCAGAGUUAAAGUGCUAGAAGGUGAAAAGUUAACUAUGAGAAUAUUGGUGGAUCAUUCGAUAGUAGAAGGCUUUGCUCAAGGGGGAAGGACUUGCAUCACUUCAAGAGUGUAUCCAACAAAAGCUAUCUACGAAGACGCUCGCAUUUUCUUGUUUAACAACUGUACUGAGGCCAAAAUCACAGCCUCCCUCAAGAUAUGGCAAAUGGAGUCUGCACAUUCUCUUUCAGCGGCGAAUGGAAGAAGGAAGCAGUGGGGGCACGUGGCCACACUGUAUUUUUUUAUUUUUUCGCUUUUAGUUUUUAAUUGAAAUAAGUAAUAGCUCAGCAUAGCCCCUAUUCGGGUUUGGGGUCAUUUUUGGGAUCGUGUCAAAAUACCUACUUCAUUAACUUAAAUGUGUCAUAUUUCUUGGUUCAAA